ACCAAUCCACCGGAUUCUCCAUUAUCACACUCGAUCUUGAACCUGUGAACUCUCUGCUUUGAUUCUUCCAUUAAUGGCCGCCAUGUUUUCAUCUUCAGAAAUCUCUAAAACUGCAACUUCAUUAUUCUCUGCUUAUGCCUCCUUUGCAGGGUCCAUGAUGCUGGUUCGAUCCAUGGCCAACGAACUCAUUCCCCACCCCCUUAGAUCCUACCUUUUCAACGGAUUGAGCUACUUCCUCGCUCCUCUCUCCCCAGACCUCACCCUCGCCAUCGACGAGCAAUGUGGGAUGGGCAAGAACGAAGUUUACGAAGCCGCCAGAGUGUAUCUCGGCACCAGGAUCAGUCCCAAGACGGAGCGGCUCAAGGUCAGCAAAACCAGGAAACAAAAGCAUCUCACUACCGCCAUCGACAAUGGGGAAACAGUGGUUGAUCGUUUCGAAAACGUUAAACUGACAUGGAGGUUUGUUUGUGGGGAAGGCCAGAAGCCUCACUCCUGGGAGAAAAGAUACUUCGAGCUUAGCUUCAACAAGAAACACAAAGAUAAAGUCCUGGACUUUUACUUGCCUUACGUUUUGCUCAAAGCCGAGGAGACUAAAAACAAAGACAAGGUGAUAAAGCUUUACAGCCGUCAGUGUCCAUUCAGUGAAGAUGACGGUGGAGUAAGGGGUUUCUGGGGUUCAAUAAUCCUUGACCAUCCGGCUACUUUUGAUACCCUUGCUAUGGACCCAGAUCUGAAAAAGAUGAUCAUUGAUGAUUUGGAUAGGUUUUUAAAGAGAAAAGGGUAUUAUAAGAAAGUGGGAAAGGCUUGGAAAAGAGGGUACUUGCUAUAUGGUCCUCCUGGCACGGGGAAAUCCAGUUUGGUUGCUGCCAUGGCUAAUUAUCUCAAGUUUGAUAUAUAUGAUUUGGGGAUCACAAGUGUUCGCUCUGAUGCUGAUUUAAGGCGGACGCUGCUGUCGACUGGUAACCGGUCCAUACUGUUGGUCGAAGACAUAGAUUGCAGCUCUGAGGUUCUUGAACGACAAACCGCUAAUAAAAACAAGCAGCAAGAUGCUAAAUCUCGGCAGUUGACGCUGUCUGGUUUACUAAACUGCAUUGAUGGACUGUGGUCAAGCUGUGGGGAUGAGAGGAUUAUUGUGUUUACUACUAAUUUCAAGGAUCGGAUCGACCCUGCUCUGUUGCGGCCGGGUCGAAUGGACUUGCACAUCAACAUGUCGUAUUGCACCAGUGACGGAUUCAGGAUUUUGGCUUCGAAUUAUCUGGGGAUUGGCAGCAAAUACAACCCUUUCUUUGGGGAAAUUGAUGGCUUACUAGAAAGUACGGAGGCAUCCCCGGCGGAGGUAGCUGAAGAGUUGAUGAGGAGUGAUGAUGCUGAUACUGCACUACAAGGUCUUGUUGAGUUCCUCAAACGCAAGAGAGAUGAAGCCACUGAAACAGAGAAUAAACCAGAAGAUUCUGAUGAAGUUGGUUCCUCAAUCACAAGAUUGAAUGCAGCAAUAUCAAGAGUUAAGAGAUCGAAAACAGAUGGUGAUAGAAAGAAAAUAAUGAUGGUGAAUGGAAGAAUGUAACCACCGCAGUAAAAAUAUGAAUUUU
Messenger RNA from Hibiscus syriacus, 1589 nucleotides. Its product is annotated as AAA-ATPase At2g18193-like. The record is from RefSeq and is a predicted model, not a curated record. NCBI's taxonomy places the organism in Eukaryota, Viridiplantae, Streptophyta, Magnoliopsida, Malvales, Malvaceae. The coding region runs from base 74 to 1564 and encodes 496 amino acids. Gene Ontology annotation, molecular function: ATP binding; ATP hydrolysis activity. The transcript is spliced from 2 exons.